AUGAAAAACAAGAAACUGAUGAAAAUAUUGGCAGGCACCACAGCGUUCACUCUUUUUCUUGCAGGGUGCAAAGGGAGCAGCAGUGGCUCUAGUGAAGACGAGCAGAAUAGAGCUGGGCCAUCUAGAAGUGGAGGAGGCAAAAUAGUCGAUGAUUUUGUUUGCAAUGGAGGGCACACUGGUGCAAUAGAUGGAGCAAAAAAUCAGAGCAGUGAAUUUGAGCAGUGCAUAGCAAGGCUUAGCGUGAUCACGCAUACCAGAUUUGAACACUCCAUAGGGAGUGGCAUGCUGUCUAUAGGGGAAAAAAGAAGAGAGAGCGAGAUGGCCAACGCAGUGAGUGCGUGUGCAGACCAGUUUGUACCAAAAAAUAAGAGACAAAAAAGAGAUAGCCCAUUAAAAGAUGAGGGCGCUAAUCAGCAGGACGAGAUUGAAAUCACAACAGAGGAUAAAAAGCAGAUAACUCAGAACAGUCAGGCACAGCAGUGUGUAGUAAAAAAAAGAGAAAAGAAAAGCAUAGCCCAGCUUGAACUAGGCCUGUGGGACGACAUGGAUGUGCGGCUGGCAAAUAGAAGGAGAAAAGCCUACAAAGAGAGCCACAAAACAAUAUACAUAAACACCGAUCUCAAGUGGUACAAAAAACGCGAAAUAAAAAAAGAGUCGUACAAACAACGGCUUAGAAGCAGCAUUGAGGAGUUUGCUGCAAAAAUAGCUUCACUAAUAAAGAACAACCCAAUGUGGUACUUCAUUGCAAGCAAGUCCACAAAUAUAAACGGCAAGUACAAAGACCUCUUGGGGCUGCAGGAGCUCUUUAGAGAGGAGGAGAAAACACACAGAAACAUGCUAGAAAGCAUUCAAGGAUACUACCCUGGCAUAAUUGAGGAUGUAAUCGCGUACAUAGAGAAGCACCAGCCGCUGAAAACCGACAAAAACAACCCAGAAACUGAGUGGAAAGAAACACUCGGGGACAUUUACAUGCGAAAAUCUCUUCCGCUGAACUACUCUAUGCUAGAGGAUUCGAACAGCGCCUGUCAGCUCGAAAGUAAGUAUCGUGCGCUGGUGUGUGCUGUUCGCAUGGCUCUGGUGCUGCCCGAGGUGCACCAGGACUUCUCCAAUAUUACUGAAGAUCUUAUAAAAGAAACUAAAAUUUCCAAAUCCUUGAGUAAAAACACAAACUAUCAAGAAAUUCUCCUAAGAAUACAAAAAAUAGCACAGCUGAACGCAAAAGGAGAAAAAGACGAUAAAUUGUAUGAGGAGAUGUACAGCUAUCUUGAGAAGACGUGUGCCAAGGGAAACAAGCUGGAAGAGCUAAGAGCUGUUGAGCUGUACAAAGUGAUAUACACAAUUCUUGGAAAGUUCUAUGAGAGCGUAGCAGUGAUCGAUGCAAAAAAAGAAUAUGUUCUUGCAGGAAAGUGCAUAAUAACGAACCAGAAGUACAUAAAAUGCGAGAAAGUGGUAGAUAUGUCUGGUGGAGAAGAGAAAGAGCUCCCAAACUCUGCAUAUGUGUUGGAAGAGAACAAGUGGCAUGUUUCUUCUGAUAUAAAGCCGCACUACCACGUGUACUACGUGGACAAUACUGCAAACCAGCUCAGAAUGCUGUGCAUGCCCAUGUGCAUAGGCAAAGAUAGAAAAAAGCACUGCCUGCACACAAUUGACGAGAUCGUAAGGUACAUCAAGAGCCUAUACAAGAUAAAACUAAGGCUAGAACAUGUGCACCCGUUCAAAGUAAAGAAGGGAACCAGAGAAUGGUCGUACAUCAAAGAGAAAGAGAGGGGCCUGACAGUGAAAGACUUAGCGGAGUACGAAGUGGUGUUCUACUAUAUUGAAGAAAAUCUAGCAAAAACAAAGUUUACCUUUGCAGAGUUCAGGCCUCUCAGCGCACAUGAAAACCACAGUAUUUGUGUGCCGCUCUUUCUCUCUCCUCUGAUGCAGUCUGCUGUGGAGUUUGGGCCUUUUGCCAAAACAGAAGAGCAUACAGAGCUAGACUCGGUGUAUUUUGAAAAAAAAGUGCCUGAUGUAUACGAAUAUAGGGAGGAAUACACAAAUAAUAACUACACGGAUGUGCAAAAGUACUACAAAAACCUGUACAUACUGAAAGAUGCGGUAGCGAGCAUGGACUGCUACAUCAUGGACUACAAAACCACUAGAAAAGAAGAUGGCACUGUUGAGGCUGUGUGGUAUGUGAGAAUGCCCGACAGCAUAGACGCGUACACGCACUGUGUGCUGGACAAAGACUUUGUGCAGGAAGAAAAUUUAGAAAACUUCACUGAUACACUGGAGCUGAGAGAACACAACAAAAACAGCGAUAUCCAGGGAUUUUGGCUGCAAAACAGCAAUCCAAAAGAUAGCGAGCUGGCCGAUCAGGAGUACACGGUAUGCAGUUGGCAUGUGUGCAGCGACCCUUACAAUAUGCCGAUAUCUAGAAACGACGUGGGAAAGAUUGGCUUGAAGAUAGAUAAAGCAAGAAAAAGAUAUGUAGAGGUAGAGAAAAAACAUAAAGAGCUAGAAAAAGAUAGUGAAACCCAUUCUCGGGAGAUAAAGCUAAAAAAGAACUCGCUGGCUGCCAUAAAAUACAAACAGAAGAUUAUUCUGGAGGGCUUAUACAGAGAGCUACACAUAAAACACUCUCGGACACCAGAUUCAAAGGCAGAGUUUUUAGUUUUUAGGAACGUAAACAAGAGCAAGUCUAAUCUCGGAGCACACAACGAAAUUCUUAACGCUUUAAUCUCGUGCUUUAAGCGAGAAAAGAGCAAGAAACAAGAGUAA
This is a messenger RNA of Nematocida minor, 2760 nucleotides long. RefSeq lists its product as uncharacterized. Lineage: Eukaryota; Fungi; Microsporidia. Bases 1 to 2760 code for a protein of 919 amino acids. The transcript has a single exon. The record is from RefSeq and is a predicted model, not a curated record.